AUGAAAUAUCACGGCCAGUGGCUGCUGAUCACUGGGGUAUUUUUGGCUCAGGCAGUUUUACUUGUCAUUAGCUUUUCCUUGGAUCCUCCCACACCUUACAAUGAAACCACAUGGUACAAAGACCAAAUCAUAUGUGGUUGUGCCUUUAAUCUUCAAGUAAACUCUUUUGCUUUAUUUUUUGUUGCAGUAUUGUCUUCUCUCUGCUUUUUUUUCUCAUACAUGGGAAAAGAUCUCCCAAAAAAUUACAACGAAGCCAAAGCUAUAACCUUCUGCCUCCUCCUGCUGGUCCUCACCUGGAUCCUCUUUUUCACUGAGUACAUGCUUUACCGUGGAAAAGACCUCUUCACUCAUAACGCCCUGGCUGUACUGUUGAGCCUUUAUUACUUUUUGGUGUGGUAUUUCCUCCCAAAAGGCUACAUCAUCAUGUUUCAACCCCACAAAAACACACAGCAGUACUUUCAAGGCCUCAUUCAGAGUUAUACCAAAGCAUUUAGCCACUAUGAAACAGAGAUGAGGCGCUCUUUUGUUAUUCUGCUCCUACAGGGAGCUUUCCUGCGUGCUUUGACUCAGUGCAAAGCUCCAAGCUCUGAGUUUCAUCUGAAGGGGGAUCAUUUGAUCGGUGGACUUUUUGACAUUCAUUUUGUCAGUGACCGCUUUUAUCACGACAGACCGGAAGCCAUCGACUGCUCCAGUCAGCGCUUCAGUCCCUCCAACUACCAGAGGUUUCAGUUGAUGAGGUUCUCCGUCGAGGAAAUCAAUAAUUCCACCCACCUGCUCCCGAACGUGUCUCUCGGCUAUGAGGUAUUUGACCACUGCUCAGACACACUGAGUUUUCCAGGGAUUUUCAAACUCCUCUCCGUCAAUGGCCUGAUCCGGCCUUGGUCAGACCCACUCAAGUAUCUGCCUGAGGUCAUAGCGGUCGUGGGUCCUUUCACCAGCACUCAGGCCCUGACUGUGGCCCCCCUAUUCAUGGGGGAUCUCAUUCCCAUGGUCAACUAUGGAUCUUCAGUUUCUGCUUUUUCGGAAAAGGUUAAAUUUGCGUCCUUCUUACGAACAGUGCAACCAAACAGAGACGUCAUAGAGGUGUUGGUUCGGAUACUGCAGCACUUCAGCUGGAGCUGGGUUGCUUUCCUAAACACUGACGACGAGUACGGCACCGACGGCCUGGACUUGUUCAGGAAGAGGAUCAAGGACACCGAAAUCUGCUUGGCCUAUGCCGCAGAUCUCAAUACCCACACAGACUACUCUGAGACGUUUAAACUCAUAGACCGAGGUGGAAUACAAGUCAUUAUUGUUUUUGCCCCUGAAUUGGCGGCAGAGGCUCUCAUUCAGUCAGCCAUUAGGCUGAAUGUCACAAAGAAGGUGUGGAUAGCGAGUGACGCGUGGUCCUUAAACAAAAGGCUGCCAAAGACGAAGGGAAUAGAAAACAUUGGAACCGUUCUCGGGGUGGCUCAGCCAAUAACGACGAUACCUGGUUUCAGAGAUUUUAUCCUCUCUUCCAAAAGCCAGAUUCAGUGUCUCAAUGACGAGGGGCAGAAAUUUUGCAAUCAGGUUUGCAACUGCAGUCUCUGGAGCUCCGGAGAUAUCCUCGAUUCCGACCCGUCUUUCUCUUUUUCGGUUUAUUCUGCCGUCUAUGCCAUUGCCUAUGCUUUACACAACACCUUAAAAUGUGGACAAGGCGGGUGUAAAAACAUCACAGCAUACCCACAUUUGGUUCUGGCAGAGCUGCAGAGGUCCAACUUCACGCUGCUGAACCGCACGGUGCAGUUUGAUAAGAACGGUGACAUGGCGUUUGGGCUCUACUCGCUGGUCUUCUGGAACCGCAGCGGUCAUGCGCAGACGGUCGGAUAUUUCAAAUUUCACCCAACAGUGAAUUUUGUCAUCAACGGCACUGAAAUUUUGUGGUACACAGGUGGAGAGGUUCCUACGUCUGUGUGUUCUCCAGAGUGCUCUGAGGGAUACGCCAGGAGCCAAGACGGAAUCCACAGGUGCUGCUUCAAUUGUGAAAUCUGCCCAGCUAGAACAUACAUCAAUGUCACAGAGGACCCCUACAGAUGCAUCCCCUGUCAGGACUCAGAGUGGGCGGCAGAGGGAAGCACGUCGUGCAGCCUGCGGCUGGUGGAGUACGUCCCAUUCUCAGACACCAGUGCCGUGGUCAUCCUGGCUGGAGCCUGCGUCUUGGUGGGCCUCAUUCUGGCCGUGUCUGUUCUCUUCACCGUCCACUACAACACGCCUGUUGUCAAGUCGGCCGGAGGACCCAUGUGCUUCUUAAUUCUGGGCAGCCUCUUUCUGUGUACUUUCAGUGUGUUUUUUUACUUCGGUGUGCCCACAGAAGUGUCUUGUGCCCUCAGGUACUUCCCAUUUACUUUACUCUACGCAAUUUGUUUGGCAUGUUUCUUCGUGCGUUCUUUUCAGAUCGUGUGCAUCUUCAAAAUAUCUGCCAAGUUCCCCAAGCUCAACAGUCUGUGGAUGAAAUAUCACGGUCAGUGGCUGCUGAUCACUGGGGUAUUUUUGGCUCAGGCAGUUUUACUGACCAUCAGCUUUUCCUUGGAUCCUCCCAGACCUUACAAUGAAACCACAUGGAGCGCAGAUCAAAUUGUGCUUUUUUGUGAGUGGAAUAUUGCAACUGCAAGUUAUGCUUUUAUUUUACUGGCAGUUUUGUGCCUUCUUUGCUUUAUUUUCUCUUAUAUGGCAAAAGAUCUCCCAAAAAAUUAUAAUGAAGCUAAAGCAAUAACUUUCUGCCUCCUCCUGCUGAUCCUCACCUGGAUCAUCUUUAUCACAGCGUACAUGCUUUACCAAGGUAAAUACAUCCAGACUCUAAAUGCUCUGGCUGUGCUCUCCAGUCUGUACUCUUUCAUUUUGUGGUAUUUUCUGCCAAAAUGCUACAUCAUCCUUUUUCAACCCCACAAAAACACAGCACAGUAUUUUCAAAGUCUGAUUCAAAAUUACACCAAAACAAUAAGUCAGUAG
This is a messenger RNA of Menidia menidia (Atlantic silverside), 2970 nucleotides long. Lineage: Eukaryota; Metazoa; Chordata; Actinopteri; Atheriniformes; Atherinopsidae. The record is from the annotation of a GenBank genome assembly.